Messenger RNA from Marmota monax (woodchuck), 1630 nucleotides. RefSeq names its product CD207 molecule (gene Cd207). Lineage: Eukaryota; Metazoa; Chordata; Mammalia; Rodentia; Sciuridae. Gene Ontology annotation, molecular function: signaling receptor activity. The record is from RefSeq and is a predicted model, not a curated record. Bases 1 to 987 code for a protein of 328 amino acids. The transcript has 6 exons.
AUGAAGGCCACAGAGAUGGAGGUCCCCGAUGCGCACUUCACUGUGGACAAACAGAAUAUCUCCCUCUGGCCCCGAGAGCCUCCUCCCAAGCAGGAUCCAUCUCUGGUCCUGAGGAAACCUCUCAUCCUCCACGUGGCAAUAAUCUGCCUGUCACUGGUCCUGGUCGCCUCCGUUGUGCUGCAAGCCAUUCUCUAUCCCUGGUUUAUGGGCACAAUAUCGGACAUAAAGACAGAUGCCCAGUUGCUGAAAGGUCGUGUGAACAAUGUCAGUGCCCUGAAUUCUAAAGUUGAGAAGAACAGCCAUGAUGUGGAGGCAGCCGGCGUGCAGAUCCGGAUGGUGGAUGCCAGCCUGGAUAGUGUGAAUGCUCAGAUCCUGACAUUGACAGCCAGCAUAGAAAAAGCCACUGCACAGAUCCAAAGCUUAACAAGAAAUUGGGAGGAGGUGGGUCAUUUAAAUGCCCAAAUCCCAGAGUUAAAAAGAGAUCUGGACAAAGCCAGUGCUUUAAAUGCCAAGGUCCGGGGUCUGCAGAGCAGCUUGGAGACCAUCAGCAAGUCGCUCAAACAACAAAAUGACAUUCUGCAGAUGGUUUCCCAAGACUGGAAGUACUUCAAGGGGAACUUCUACUACUUCUCUCACACCCCAAAGACCUGGUACAGUGCCCAGCAGUUCUGUAUGUCCAGGAACUCACAUCUGACUUCAGUGACCUCUAAGAGCGAGCAGGAGUUUCUGUACAAGACAGCAAGUGACUUUCCAUUCUGGAUUGGCCUAACCAAAACAGGGAGUGAAGGGAACUGGUACUGGACGGAUAAUACUCCAUUCAAUGACCCAAGUGCGAGGUUCUGGAUUCCAGGUGAGCCCAACAAUGUGGGAAACAAUGAACACUGUGCCGAUAUAAGGUUUCCUUUGCUCAUGUCAUGGAAUGACGUUUCCUGUGAUAAAACGUUACCUUUCAUCUGUAAGCGGCCAUACGUUCCCUCAGAACCCUGAAAGGACUUGCCCCAGCCCAAUGCUUGUUGAAUUUGAGGAACUGUCUCUUCUCAAUACGCCAGGAUGACUUUGUACUUUAGUUUUUUUCCCCCCUUCUUCAAAAUUAACCCCAUGGCAUCCUGAAGUCUGGUGUUUUUUUUUUUUUUUAAUGGUACUGGGGAUUAAACCCAGGGCCUUGUGCAUGCAGGCAAGCACUCUACCAACUGAGCCGUAUCCCCAUCCCAGUCUGUCUUGACUGGGAAUUCUCUGACCCCCCACAGGGGCAGCUGGAAUGGAAAGCACUUGGGUUAAGUGGGAGGGGAAGGUGGAGAGAAUUUAGAAGUUCAUACAGCCUGGCUAAGGUGCAUCCAGACCCUGAUCUCUGAGGCACUGCCUUAGGCUCCCCCAUUUCUUCAUAAAUGCCUCAUCUGCAUCACAUAAAAAUUACAAGAUCAAUGUCUAGAAGAGGCAGACCCGUUUUACUGCAUUUAAACAGUACACCAUGUAUAUCUGUAUCAAAACACCACAUAAAUAUGCACAAUUGUUUUGUAUAAGUUGAAAUUUAAUUUAAAUUAAAGAAGUAAGAAUGAAAUAUGAAAAGAAUUUACUUCAGACCCAUCAAGCAAUUCUCUUGAUACUGUUUGCUCAAGGCUUUUCCUGGUUG